This is a messenger RNA of Peronospora matthiolae, 228 nucleotides long. The record is from the annotation of a GenBank genome assembly. NCBI's taxonomy places the organism in Eukaryota, Oomycota, Peronosporomycetes, Peronosporales, Peronosporaceae.
AUGGCCGACAAAUCGCCUCGAGCGCCGUCGCCCGAGCUCUGGCGACGGCGCCCAUUCACAUCGCAGACCGCGUCCUCCCCAGUCCAAGUCGCCGUCGUCGUCCAGCGCCAGUCGCGGCUCUCCAGACCACAGAUCACUCGAGACACGCGGGUCUCCACCCUACAGCAGCUGGGCCCAGCGAUGGCGCAGUGGCUCGCCGCCUCGCCAUCGCAUUCCGCGCCCCUAUAG